Molecule: messenger RNA, 2820 nt
Organism: Thlaspi arvense
Lineage: Eukaryota; Viridiplantae; Streptophyta; Magnoliopsida; Brassicales; Brassicaceae
Source: the annotation of a GenBank genome assembly
CCUCUGAGACUCGAAAUCAAGCGCAAAUUUGCUCAAAGAUCAGAAAGAGUCAAAUCUGUAGAUCUUCAUCCAACAGAACCAUGGAUCCUGGCAAGUUUGUAUUCCGGAACAUUGUGCAUUUGGAAUUAUCAGACACAGACAAUGGUCAAAUCUUUCGAGGUGACUGAAUUGCCAGUUCGGUCUGCUAAGUUUGUUGCACGCAAGCAGUGGGUUGUAGCUGCAGCUGAUGACAUGUUUAUUCGUGUCUACAACUACAACACAAUGGAUAAGAUCAAAGUAUUUGAGGCUCAUGCUGAUUACAUCAGGUGUGUGGCUGUUCAUCCCACCCUUCCCUAUGUGUUAUCAUCAUCGGAUGAUAUGCUUAUCAAGCUCUGGGACUGGGAGAAGGGUUGGCUUUGCACUCAGAUUUUCGAAGGGCAUUCCCAUUAUGUUAUGCAAGUGACUUUCAAUCCGAAAGACACCAAUACUUUUGCUAGUGCAUCCCUUGACCGUACCAUAAAAAUAUGGAAUCUUGGUUCUCCAGAUCCAAAUUUUACUCUGGAUGCACAUCUGAAAGGGGUCAACUGUGUCGACUACUUUACUGGUGGGGAUAAACCAUACCUGAUCACUGGUUCUGAUGAUCAUACUGCUAAGGUGUGGGACUACCAAACAAAGAGUUGCGUUCAGACACUUGACGGUCACACACACAAUGUUUCUGCAGUAUGUUUCCAUCCAGAGCUUCCAAUAAUCAUCACGGGAUCCGAAGAUGGAACUGUUCGCAUAUGGCAUGCCACCACUUACAGGCUUGAGAAUACAUUGAACUAUGGCCUUGAGAGAGUUUGGGCUAUUGGACACAUGAAAGGUUCACGCCGGGUUGUAAUUGGUUAUGACGAAGGGUCCAUAAUGGUGAAACUUGGCCGUGAAAUACCAGUGGCUAGUAUGGACAACAGUGGGAAAAUUAUUUGGGCUAAACACAAUGAGAUACAUACUGUGAACAUCAAGAGCUUGGGCACAGAUGAGGUUUCGGGAACACUUUUAUAUUGCAGUUUGAUAGAUUACUGCUUGAAGCACAACCCUAAUGGUAGGUUUGUCGUUGUUUGUGGAGAUGGUGAGUACAUUAUCUACACUGCCUUGGCAUGGAGAAAUAGGUCAUUUGGCUCGGCACUGGAAUUUGUUUGGUCAUCUGAGGGGGAACAUGCUGUCAGGGAAAGCUCGUCAAAGAUCAAGAUCUUCAGCAAGAACUUCCAGGAAAAAAAGACUGUUAGGCCUACUUUCUCAGCAGAGCACAUUUUUGGUGGGACGCUAUUGGCAAUGUGCUCAAGUGAUUUUAUCUGCUUCUAUGAUUGGGCGGAAUGUAGGUUGAUUAGGCGAAUAGAUGUUACCGUCAAAAAUCUUUAUUGGGCUGACAGCGGCGAUCUAGUUGCAAUUGCAAGUGAUUCAUCAUUCUACAUCCUUAAGCUCAAUCGCGACAUUCUUUCCUCUUAUUUGGAUGGCGGUAAACAAGUUGACGAGGAAGGUAUUGAGGACGCGUUUGAGCUUCUCAAUGAAACCAAUGAACGUGUUCGGACUGGCUUAUGGGUAGGGGAUUGUUUUAUCUAUACCAACUCUUCGUGGAGGCUUAACUACUGUGUUGGUGGUGAGGUAACGACAAUGUAUCAUCUGGACCGUCCUAUGUACUUGUUGGGUUAUCUCGCUAAUCAAAGUCGAGUUUAUUUAAUUGACAAAGAGUUCAAUGUUAUUGGUUACACUCUACUUUUAAGUUUGAUUGAGUACAAGACUCUUGUGAUGCGUGGAGAUUUGGAACAAGCUAAUCAAGUCUUACCCUCAAUUCCUAAGGAGCAUCAUAAUAGCGUGGCGCAUUUUUUGGAAUCACGUGGUAUGACAGAAGAUGCUCUGGAAGUAGCUACUGAUCCCGAUUACAGAUUCGACUUGGCCAUACAGCUCGGUAGAUUGGAGGUUGCAAAGGACAUUGCUGUAGAAGCACAAAGUGAGUCAAAAUGGAAGCAACUUGGAGAAUUAGCGAUGUCCACUGGGAAGCUGGACAUGGCUGAGGAAUGCAUGAGGCAUGCUAUGGAUUUGAGUGGUCUGUUGCUGCUAUAUUCUUCCUUGGGGGAUGCAGAAGGAUUGACGAAGCUGGCAGCACUAGCUAAAGAGCAAGGAAAGAAAAAUGUCGCUUUUCUUUGCUUGUUCAUGUUGGGUCAAUUAGAAGACUGUCUGCAUCUUUUGGUGGAAAGUAAUCGGAUACCUGAAGCCGCUCUGAUUGCACGAUCAUACCUUCCGAGCAAGGUCUCCGAAAUAGUGGCGUUGUGGAGAAACGAUUUGACCAAGAUAAGUCCAAAGGCUGCUGAAUCUCUGGCUGAUCCUGAAGACUAUCCCAAUCUCUUUGAGGACUGGCAUGUCGCCCUGUCCCUUGAAGAAAGAGCUGCUGAGACAAGGGGCGCCCAUCCUCCUGCUGGGGAUUAUGGUGGUCAUGCACACAGAGAUCAUACAACUUUGGUGGAAGCUUUUAGAAUCAUGCAAAUUGAAGAAGAAGAGAGGCUUGAGCACGGGGAUGUUCACGACGAGGUUGGGGAACAGGAAGAAGAGGAACAUGAGGAAGAGAGUAGUGAUGGGAAGGAACAGAAUGUGGAAGAAGAGGCUGUUGUGGUGGACGCUGACUCAACAGAUGGCGCUGUGCUAGUUAAUGGGAACGAGUCUGAAGAACAGUGGGGUAUGAUUAGUGAAGGAAACCCUUCUAACACCACCACAGGAGUAGGGUUCAUAACAUUCUUGGCCUUGAAAAGUGAUAUAGUCAACAGAGUAAUGGGGAAGCAGCAGAGAGAAGAGUCUGAUAUUGUUUAA